Molecule: messenger RNA, 2487 nt
Organism: Camelina sativa (false flax)
Lineage: Eukaryota; Viridiplantae; Streptophyta; Magnoliopsida; Brassicales; Brassicaceae
Source: RefSeq, a predicted model, not a curated record
UCAAUAUAUUAUAAGUCGAAAUGGGAAACUGGUCGGAGUUGCCACCGGAAAUCAUCCACAUAAUCUCUGUAAGAGUUGACAACCCCUUCGAUCUGAUCCAUUUCCGGUCGGUAUGUUCAUGGUGGCGUUCCUCUAGUCUUCCCACAUUUCGACCUAUUCCAUCACUUAGAUGUCCUCUUCCCCCAGAUGUCGGCGGCUGCGGAGAUGACUGCCAUAUCUUGAGAAGUCGUGUUUAUCUAAUCAAGUCUCUUUCUCACGUGCCUCACCGGUUUUGGUUGUUUAAGCUGCAAGAUGAAGAGAAUGGAGAACUUGCUUUGCAAAGCUUGUUCAGUAGAACAACCUCCUCUGAGUGGGGAUGUUCAUAUCCAAGUCUGUCACUUGACUUGCUCAACUCUCAAGUCACUGAGCUAGCUUAAGAACAUGUCGCUCGUUACACCUAUUGGUGCGACCUAUUCGAUGAUGGUUUUCCGGCUAAAGAUGAAGAACGUGUCGGCUUUGUGCAGUUAGAUCCAGAGAACAAGGAGUUUAUGAUUUUGGGAAGGCUCUCAUUUCAAGGCCUUGGUAUGUAUAGGUCAUUUGAGGAGCGUUGGACCAAGAUCAAGACAACACCAGAUAUAUAUCUAGAAGCGUCAGCGUCGUUUAAGGGACAUUUUUAUUCCAUAGAACCAACCGGAGUAAUGAAAGUGGUAAAGCCAUCUCUAGAAGUGAAGUCGUUUCAGCGGUCGAGACCUUGCGAUAAGACAAGGAGACGUUGGCUUGUCAAGUCCGGAGAAAACUUCUACUAGUAGAGAUCUGCACCGAGACCCGAAAAGAGUAUUUCACACCAAGACUCCAAGACGAAAAGGGAUGGUUCGAGAUUUCGGAGUUAGACGAAGAGCGAAACGAUUGGAUUCAAGUGGAAGAUGUGGGUGGUUGCAUCUUGUUCUUGGACUGCUUUUGCUCCUUCUCUUGUCUGCCUACUCAGAUUCCGGGUUUCAGACCCAACUCGAUCAUAUUCGUCAAUGUUUUUGGAGGUUAUGGACAUAAACAUUUUCAGGUGUAUGAAUUUGGUAAGCAAGGGUUUAGAUCUCUUGGAGAUAUCUCCGACUAUGUUCAGCUUUUCCCAUCUCCCCCAUUGAUCAUUUUAAUGGAGAAUAUAUAUUAUUUACAUAUCUUAUAGAUUUAUCGUAUCUUUUCUUAACUUGGUCUCCAAGACAAUACCUCUUUGUAGAGUUGUAUAUAUACUCGACUUCUGGGUACGAGAAAAAUUCAUUAUUCAAUCUCUUCUUUAUUUAUCAUGGUAUCAGACCAGGCAUAAAAUCUUUUGAUUUGAUCCUGGUUUUGUGACAUAAUUUACGAUCUCUUUAUUGAACCUGUUUUAUUUUUUCCGUGACGAUGACCGAAAACAACAAAACGAUGGUGUCUACGAAACCGACAACGAUGGAGAUUCAACGACGAACGAUUUCUCCAUACGACUUGACCUCGAACGACAAUCCCAGAAGCAUCAUAACACGUCCUCUCUUGAGAGGAGAUAACUACGAAGAGUGGGCCAUCAACUUGGAGACGGCUCUUUACUCACGAAAGAAAUUUGGAUUUCUCGAUGGCUCCAUCAAAGCCCCAACCGAAGGAUCACCAGAUUACGAUGAUUGGAAGCCAAUCAAUGCAUUGAUUGUCUCUUGGAUUAAGAUGACAAUCGAACCGAAGCUGCUGUCCAAUAUCUCACACAAGCCACUAGCACGAGAUUUGUGGAAACACAUAAGAAAGAGAUUUCGUGUUACCAACGGACCUCGAGUACAACAAUUGCGCAAAGAACUUGCAAAUUGUCAACAAGCUGGGAUGAGUAUUGAGGCAUACUAUGGAAAGCUUACGAAGAUUUGGGAUUGUCUUGGAUGUUAUCGACCUCCGCUGAGCUGUACAUGUGGACUUUGCACAUGUAAUUUCGGUGCUGAAGAAGAGAAGAGAAGAGAGGAAGAUAAGGUUCAUGACUUUGUGAUGGGACUUGACGAAGAAGUUUAUGGAAUGGUGAAAUCUGACCUUCUUUCUCAAGAACCGUUGCCUACGCUUGAGUAUGUUUACUUGAAGGUGACACAAGAUGAGGAUGCUCGGUUGAAGAAAAAGAAUCCAGAAGAAAAAUCAGAGAACAUGGCAUUUGUGGCACAAACACAAAAGCCAAAGUAUCGAGGAGAUGACAGAGACGUUGGAAUUGUCUGUUCAAACUGUGGACGAACAAGACAUCGAUCUGAGACUUGUUUUCAAAUCUUGGGAUUUCCGGAGUGGUGGGGUGAUAGACCACGAAACCGUGUGGGUCGUGGAAGAGGAGUCAGACCAUCAACCGGGANUGUUGUUCAGGACCGCACUAUGAGGAUGCUGAUUGGGAUAGGUAGACCAGUUGGAGGUUUGAUGUACUUUNCACCAACAUUGGAGUGGCAAACGUGGCGGUCACAGAUGCAGACAGAACAGCUGUGUGCGGACUCACGGACGAACAGUGGCUCAGUGUUAAGUGUGUGA